Molecule: messenger RNA, 489 nt
Organism: Gaeumannomyces tritici R3-111a-1
Lineage: Eukaryota; Fungi; Ascomycota; Sordariomycetes; Magnaporthales; Magnaporthaceae
Exons: 1
Coding region: 265-489 (74 amino acids)
Source: RefSeq, a predicted model, not a curated record
CGUCGGAAAAAACCCAUUUUUUCCACGAUCGAAGCGGUUAAUCAACAAACCGCCUAGCAAAUUCUAAACGGAAAAGGGCGUUUUUUGCUAUUAAUUUGGGCCGCCGGAGUGCAAGCCUCCUUUUAAAACCGUAGAGGUAAAGGGCGCGUUUAACGGUACGAAAACUGCACGAUAAAUUGCACUACCGCAAUAACUCGUCCGGUAGGAUAAAAGGCUAACUUUUGACCUUUGCAAUAAGCCUUUGCACGUUUUCGUCGGAUAACAAUGGCGGCCGCCCUGGGCGUGGACGUAAAGUGGCUGAUUUUUGGACGCGGUACCGCGACGCGAUCCCAUAUACGCUUAUCGCGGGAACAUCGUAUUUCUCGGCCAAAUUGCGACGGGAAGUGCCUAAUUCAUAUUUCGUUGCAAUUUUUGUGCGUUUAUAAAGGGAAUACUCGCCGAGCGGAUUUUCCGGACCUCGUUUGGGCAUGCUGUUGGUGUUGGAAGUAA